CCCAAUCAGAGCGGGAGGAGGGCGGAUCUCGCCGCCCAUUGGCCGGCGUCCGGCCCCGCCCACUCAAGAUGGUGGCGCCCAUCUGCGCCGAGGAAGCCCCGGGACGCGGAUAAGACUAACCCCCCGCGGGGGGGAGGGGGGAAACGAUCCGGGGCCCCCCCCGGUGGGAGAGCGGGUUCACGCCGGGACCCCCCUCGUCAGGGCGCGAGCCAUGGAUCUAGUGUUCCUGGUCAUCAACGGCAUAGGGAUGGCCCUGAAUUUCUUGAGCCUCCUGCUCGAUGUGAACUUCUUCCUGGUCUCCACCUUGGUCUCCGUGCUGGUCUGGCUCAUCACGUUCAUCUACAACCUGCCCAGUGCACUGGUGGCUGGUGUGAUCCACUGCUGGAACGGGACUUUGUUCUCCUUGGUGUACCUGGUGGAGGCGCUUUGCUGCCUGGCCCUGGGCUCUGUCCAAACUGUCACCGGCCUGUUCCGAGGCUUCUGCUCCAGCCUUGAGAGUCUGAAAGUGAUCGGGAACCUGUUCUCGCACCUGGUCCUGAGAAGCAAGGAACUUGUGCACCGAGGGCUCUGGAAUGUGGUUGGCUCUGGCCAGUCGCUCCUGAGGCAGGUAUGCGAAGUGUUUACCAUUGUCAUGAGCCUCCUCGCCUACUUAGUUAACAGCAUCAUCAACAUCUGCCUGAUUGGCACCCAGAAUCUGGUGCUGGCCCUGUGGGACUCCAUCAUUGGCCCUUUCCUAAGAGUCACAGACCUCCUCUCUGCUUUUCUUGCUCACAUGUCUAGCAGUGCCAUUGCCAUAUCCAUUCUCGUGUGGUCACCCUGCCAGCUGGCAUUCGAACUCCUAGAGUCCAUAAGCAAACUCCUGGUUAAUGUCUUCUUCCUGAAUCCUUAUGGCUUAGUGUUGCUGGCCCUAAUUGUCACAGUCAGCAUCUUAGUCCUCAACCCUGAGCUGACAAGGACGCUGGCAAACUAUGUGUUGGGAUACCUGAAUACCUUGCCUUCCUACCACCACCUGCGGAGGGACAUCUGGCGCCUCUAUCAGAUUGUGCUCUUGUCACUGGGGAUGGUCGUGAGCUCCCAUGCUUGGCGCAGGGUAGCAGGCUGGAGUCUCCAAAUGGCCAACUGGAAUGGAGGAGGCAGAGCAACAAACCUGCCGGUCAAUCAAGAGCCACAAGGUGCAGAGGCCAACCAAGACAGGCUAGGGGCAGCUGCAACCAUUCAUAGGCCAGUUGCUCCUGGAGAAGUUCCUCAGGGAAGACCAGGGCCGCCUGGAGCCAAUCAGCAGGGUGCAGGUGGUGCCCGUCAGGUGCAGCAGCCGGCAGCCAGAGGACGUGGGGACCAACAUGACACGAACGUUGAGCAAGGAUCAAAUGCACAACCAACCUCUGGUCGAAAUGCCACAGCAGGGCAGCGCCUCCAGCUUCCAGGCGAAGGACCAAGCACAUCACGAGCCAAAGCUCUGAGGAAAGAGCAGCUGAAUGCUUCGGAGGAGGACAGUGAGGAUGUCACUUCGGAGAAUGACCCGUGGAUGCUCCUGAAAGAACAAGAAGAACGUAAAAAAUGUGUCAUCUGUCAGGACCAAAGUAAGACAGUCUUGCUCCUACCGUGCAGGCACUUGUGCCUCUGCCAACAAUGCACCGAAAUCCUACUGCAGCAGGCCAUCUACCAGCGCAACUGCCCACUCUGCCGACAGAUGAUACUGCAGACUCUCGACGUGUACUUGUGAGUUCGGGGUAUCGCUUAAUCUACAUUCCACCGGGUUUACCCGGUGUGCCAGCCAGCACAGGAGAAUCCUGGGACCCUGGCUUCACGACGGUGUUACUUUCUGUGUCAAGUACCCGGCAGUAGCUCAGCACUUUCUAUGCCACCAGGAGUUUUCCAGAGAACUGAGAAUGGCAUUGAAAUACAGAGAACAUUAGAAGCUUGGUUUCACUAAUAUUAUGGUGUAACUUGCUUGUCACGGCCACUGGAAAGCACAGCAGCCGAUCUCAAUAAUGGACUAAAAGGUUUUAGCAGUUGAAAAUUCUGUAUUUCAAGGACUUUUGCCUGGAGUGCAGAAUCUUCCUCUGUUGGCUUAUCAUACAGAGUAUCCAAAGCAAGGCUUGAAAAAGGCUCCAGACACUUCCUAGCCAAAGUCUGCUAUGAAAGAUGAAGGCUGUACCCUGGUAAGAAACUCAGCUGUUAGGAAAAGGCAAAUGCUGGAAUUCCAACCAUGCUAUUAGGAGCAAGGCAGGCUUGGCUAGUGACUGCCUGAAAAUCUUGGCAUUUCUCCUCUUCUCUCAGCUGUUGAGAGGGAGAGGGAGCUCUUCUUGUUCCCCCUUAACCUCCUGCUUUCUUGUAAGGGGGCAGGAAGAGAGUUGAGUGGCUGACAGCCUGCAGCAGCAGGGUGAAAUUGACACGUUCUUGGUCAGUUUCACAGCAAACUACAGUGCUGUCCUGUCAAUUUCACACUGGUGCCCCAGGCUCACAGGUCCAGAUUCUCAAAGAUAUUUAGGCCUCAAACACCUAUCAAUUUCAAUGGGCACUUAAAUACUUUUGAGGAUCUCGGCUACAGCCCCUAGUGAGUGGGCAAGCGCAUCUUUCAAGCCUGAUCCAAAAGACUGGCUAGUGAUCUCCAAAGCAAGAGGCCUAUUUGGCUUUUGGUUGCAGAAGCACACCCUGUGCAAUCUUUAAUCAUUCCUUCAGAAACUGUCACAAUAUUUUGGAUCCUGGUGCCAUCUGGGGUCUUGAUUUUUUUUCUUUUUCCCCUUCAAAAGCUGGUAAUGCAGGGGGGAGAUUACUAGGCUGUGGUAUUUUUCCAGCUCAUUUUCCCCACUUCUUUCAGGGCCCCUCCUCCUCGAGAGAGACUCAAGUUAGAAGCCAAAUGUUGCUACUGAGGGGAACACAAACUCUUCCCAGUUUAACUUACCAUAGAGUUAAGUCAGCACCUCAUUGGAUACACUGGCAUGUAAUUAGCACAGAUCACCUAUGCAAGAUAGCACAUCCAGACUCCUUGCACAGCUUUUCUUUUUGGGGGCGGGGGAUUGAGUGGGGGAGAGGAAAGCUGGCUCUUUUUUUCCUUUUGAAGAUUUUCUUCUCAUGAAUGUGGUGCUGUUUUAACAGCCCUGGAGACUGAAGGCCUCCAUUUAUUCACAGAACAGGUCCAGCUUGGGCAGCAGCAAUGCAAGCAUCCACAUCUCACUGUACUUCCCUCCGCACUCAGAGGGUCCCCUUUAGAAGGGACUUGAUUCUCCGUGGCCUACUCAACCCAUGGCCUUUACCGAGACUGCUCUAGAGCCAUCCUGUUGUAACAGCCUUCACUGGCUCCCAGUCUGGGUUUAAAUUGAAGGUGUGGUCUCCAAGGGGGGAAGCUCCAAAUCCCAAUGCUGGACCUCUGAGACAUGCAGGCUCUGGGGAGCAAGUACUUUUCCAUGUGGGAUGAAGCUGUGAUUGCACAUAUAGGGGUUGUAAUUUAGAGUGGGAUUAUACAAUGUUAAGUUUUACCCACGGUCUGAAAUGUGAAACAUGGGAUGAGAUCUCCUUUGGUUAUGCACCAUCCCCCUGCAGUGAAACUUAGCAGUAAGCUCUGGACUGGGAGGUCUGGAGGGCCUGUCAACAUUUUGCCAGUAAGCAUAAUUCCAAGAGAUCAGUGAGCUGACAAAUAAAUAUUUAAACUAAAACCCUCUCAUGUUCCUGGAUGCUUGAGAUGGGUUAUAAGAGUGCCAGAAUCAAUUUAAUUGUCAGUGCUUAAAUUGGAAAGAGUCCCUGGACCACAAGACAAGAAGCUGAGAGCUGUUUUUGUUCUCUCUCAUGCUAAUAAAUAACUGAUAGUUGGUCUGACCCCAAAUGAAGCCCUGUAUUAAGGCCAGAGAGCACUUGGGGAGAGUCGAAUGAGUUUGUUUACCCUGCAGAAUUCUACUAUGUCAUAAUGAGUCGCGGGUUAGUCGGAGUGAAUGUAACUGAAUAGUUAUAAGCACUUCGUGGGACGUUGUUACAGUCUCGGUGAAAUGCUGGCUGUACUGAUGGCAAUGGGAAAAUUGACUUCAUUGGGUGCAGGAUUUACCCCUGGUCUCGCUAUGGCGUUAGUAUAUGCGGCGGCCCCUGCAUGGAGGCCAGAACCAAACAGUUCUACCAAGGGCGGGGCACUGUGCUGCCCUGCAUCGCACGGCGCACAACAGCCUGUAGGAAGACCACCCGUAUGUGUGUGCUUGAUGGUCUUGGGGAGGCUGAUCCAGGCAUUGGUGGAGAGUUUCAGGGCGGAGCUUCACCUGGCAGAUGAGUGUGAAGGGUGAGAUGCAGAACCUGUGAGGUUAAGCUUCUAACCUCGAAAGCUGCAUGGGAGCAGUGCUGCUACUGGGCCACUGACACGUAAAAUGAUUCAGCUUUCACUUUCUGAUCAAUAAAAAAAGAAUCAUAGACAAGCAUUUGAAUGGCUGCUGUGUGAUGCCGCUGGCAAGGGAAUGAAAAAUAUCCUUCUCUGCCCCCUCUGAGCACCUUACACUUGAAAUCUAGGGUGACAAAAGAGAGAUAUCACGGAAUCAAGUUCUGCCCUCGCUUGUAACCCACACAGCCAGAGGUACAAUGUGGGCCCUGCCUAUUCUGACACACAGCCAGGCUUGCAAUCCUCAUGUUUACAAUCUCUUACUUUGCUAUUUUAGAAAAAAAUUUCCCUCCCCCCCCAGCUGCAGUCUGUUUCAAAUGUUGCUUUCCUCUCCAUCUGGCUAGUCCCUUUCAUUUUCUGCCUCGUCUCCAUUUUCAAACACUGCAGGGCGAUGUUGAAAUCCAAAUGGAGAAUUCCCCUGGAAAUGCUCUGAUUGAUUUGUAGAGUUUGUAUAACCCCCAAUCACCACAAGAGCGUCUCAAAGCGCAGCAGAAUGGUGGCUGCGGGGCUGGGCCAAAGCUCUUUCCCGGGGGUACGUGUUUUCUGCCCCUUCAGAAAGUGCUCCAGGGCCUGUCAAUGCUGAUGGGCUGGGGGGAAAAACCAUGCCAAAUAACAAAGCUAAUAGCUGCCUUGCUAAAAGCCCAAGUGUAUUUGUGGUAUUAUUCAUGCCACAGAUUGCACAGGCACAAUCUAAUACAAUAGCACGGGUCAGCUGGUGUAAAUGGGCAGAGAGCUAUGCCCAUUUCAGCCUGAGGAGGAUCUGGCCGAAGAGGCUUCUUAGGCUCUUGGGGAGGUGCAGCGUCAUUAACUGUACAUAACACUUUCCACCUGCUCCAGCACAGAUGAGGCUAUUCCACUUCUUCCUAACCAUCCCCCUGGGACCCUGGAUGCAGGCGAACCCGGCCCUCUUGGUAAGGUUAGCCAGACCCUCCCGAUUUGUGCCUUCAUAAAAAGCUGGCUCCCUCAUGGCUGCUCUGCUUUGAGGGUUUAUUUUGAGCGAUUGCUUUUCUAACGCAGUCCCCUGAGGGGGAGAGUUUUGUAUCAGGCUUUCUGCGGGACUUCUCUUCCCAGAGCUCACUGCUGCUUCCCUUCCUAUCCAGUCUUUUUUAAUGUUUUAAAAGUCAGUCUCUUUGCCUUUUUAGGGGCUGUUAUUUGCUAUCCAGAAAAGCUGUGUGUUUUAAGGUUAACUCUUUGCACUACGAACCUGACUCUGCACAUUAAAGUCUCCUUUGCAAAAACCAAA
This is a messenger RNA of Dermochelys coriacea (leatherback sea turtle), 5600 nucleotides long. RefSeq names its product ring finger protein 26 (gene RNF26). Gene Ontology annotation, molecular function: ubiquitin protein ligase activity. The transcript is spliced from 2 exons. Bases 212 to 1723 code for a protein of 503 amino acids. Gene Ontology annotation, biological process: ubiquitin-dependent protein catabolic process; protein ubiquitination. Lineage: Eukaryota; Metazoa; Chordata; Testudines; Dermochelyidae. The record is from RefSeq and is a predicted model, not a curated record.